Messenger RNA from Tarenaya hassleriana, 798 nucleotides. Its product is annotated as zinc finger protein ZAT10-like. The record is from RefSeq and is a predicted model, not a curated record. Gene Ontology annotation, molecular function: DNA-binding transcription factor activity. Bases 169 to 798 code for a protein of 209 amino acids. The transcript is spliced from 2 exons. NCBI's taxonomy places the organism in Eukaryota, Viridiplantae, Streptophyta, Magnoliopsida, Brassicales, Cleomaceae. Gene Ontology annotation, biological process: response to stress.
UGGUCUUACUUGCUAAGGCAUCCUGUGUCACGCAACUUCCCGAAUCUUCCUUAUAAACCCAUCUCCUCCACUCCCUCACUCUCACCCAAUUCUCAUACACACAUUUACAUACACUCUCUUCUUCUUCUUUCGGCGAUUUCUAGGGUUUUGAUCUUGAAUUCGGUUUCCAUGGCGCUCAAAGUUCUCAACUCACCCACCGCCGCAGCCGCAGCCGCAGUUCCGAAGCUACUCCACUUCGAAGAGGCGGCUAAUCUCCACAGCCUCGAGCCUUGGACCAAACGCAAACGCUCCAAGCGUCCGCGUUUCGACCAGCCCCCCACCACCACAACCAUCUCCGAGGAGGAGGAGUACCUCGCUCUCUGCCUCGUCAUGCUCGCCCGCGGCGGCGGCGAUCGUACCCAGAAGACGGAAGCACAUCCGCAGAUAGCGCAGACGCUGGUGGACAAGCCGAGUUACAAGUGCAACGUCUGCGGCAAGGCGUUCCCGUCGUAUCAAGCUCUAGGCGGACACAAGGCAAGCCACCGGAAACACGCCGGAGAUGACCACUCCACCUCCACGACCACCACCACCUCCGGCGGCGGUAGCGGAAACGUUGCUUUGGGGAAUCAGAACGUCGUGACUUCGUCGGAGGGCGUAGGGUCGAGUAGCCACGUCAGCCAACAGAGCCAACGUGAGUUCGACCUGAACCUCCCGACGAUGCCGGAUGUCGCCGCCGGCGAGUUCUUCGUCUCCGGUGACGGCGACGAAGUCAUCAGCCCGAUGCCGGCGAAGAAGCCCCGCCUCUUGUUCUCGCUCUGA